AUGCUCCAGUUAAGAUGCUCUCGAGCAAACUGUAGCCGAGCUUGCCGGUGGCCUGCAGUCAAUUUGGGGCCCGUUGCAGGCCUUUUUGGAGUCAGGUUGGCUUCCUUCAGACUUCUUCUUGCUAUCCACUCGCUGACAGCUAUACCUCGAACACGUCUCAGCUCGCCCUGCACGUCGACACCCGUAAGGUGCCGAUUUCGCAGGGAGGUUGAGACAAUGAAACGGUCGUCUCGUUCAGAAGUACAACGGUUGCGGCUGGUUGUUGGUCUCCGAGUGAAUGCUCCAGUCUCUUGUCUAUCGUCUGUAUACUCGGGAUACAGCAGAUUGACUCAAGUGAAGCUGGGAAGCGACUACUCGCUGACUGAGUCCUUGUUGCAAUAA
Molecule: messenger RNA, 381 nt
Organism: Pieris macdunnoughi
Lineage: Eukaryota; Metazoa; Arthropoda; Insecta; Lepidoptera; Pieridae
Source: the annotation of a GenBank genome assembly